Messenger RNA from Caenorhabditis bovis, 966 nucleotides. The record is from the annotation of a GenBank genome assembly. Lineage: Eukaryota; Metazoa; Nematoda; Chromadorea; Rhabditida; Rhabditidae.
AUGAGCGACUGCUCUAAUAUUUCUACAAGAGCUCGUCAGUCAAAAUCUCAAGCUCAGCAGCGGAGGCAAUUGGAAAACUUCGAGUUUUCGCAGCUUGCUCAUGAACUUCCAUUGGCUCGAGCUAUCAGCGGUCAACAUAUUGACAAAACUACAAUGGUCCGUCUUGCAUUGUCAUACAUAAAGCUCAACAAGAUUUUCGAGCCAAUUGUGAAAAAUGAGCUUCCCGAUCUAAAUUAUUACUACGGAUUUGACAUAAGUUGGCUAUCGAAUCACUUGGAGCAUUUUGAUGGAUUCUUUAUAAUACUUGACGCCAAAUGUGAUAUGCUGUAUAUCAGCGAGACGAUCAGCAUUUAUUUGGGACUUUCGCAAGUUGAAAUGACUGGAAUUUCAAUCUACGAUUACAUUCAUGAGCAAGACAUUGAAUGUUUCAAUAAUGCGAUUCGCUAUUCUGCUCCGAAUUGGCCUCAAAUGUGCAAUAUUCGUUUGAAAUCAUCGCUAACGAAACGAUCAAAUAAGGACACAAUUCGAUCAUCUCCCGGAUAUAAGGUGAUUCGAGUGGAGGUCACAAACUUCGCGCCGAAUGUUCGACUCAUCGCCUGCUAUCCGUUGCCAACACCAGUUCUUUCGACAAUUACCGUCUCGCAGUCCUAUUUUGUCAUCAUAACUAGCAUUGAUUUCCGAAUCACGUAUGCUGAUGACAGGGCUCAACAAUUACUGACAAGCUGUUAUUUAUCAGAUAUCAAAGGAUUCUCAUUAUAUUUGUUCAUUGAUGUUUCGGAUUCAGAAUUGAUCCGAAAAAUGCAUUAUGAAAUCUUCAAUCUCGGCGCCUACCGUACCCCAUAUUACCGCAUGAUUCUGAAUCAGACAAGUACGACAUUUUACGUCGAGACCAAUGUUUUUCGAUACACAAGUUCUUCGCCGAGAAACUACCAGGACUCAAUCACAUUUGUCACAUCGAUUCUUUAA